Molecule: messenger RNA, 2164 nt
Organism: Drosophila erecta
Lineage: Eukaryota; Metazoa; Arthropoda; Insecta; Diptera; Drosophilidae
Product: transcription factor grauzone
Exons: 4
Coding region: 164-2149 (661 amino acids)
Biological process (GO): regulation of transcription by RNA polymerase II
Cellular component (GO): nucleus
Molecular function (GO): DNA-binding transcription factor activity; zinc ion binding; RNA polymerase II cis-regulatory region sequence-specific DNA binding
Source: RefSeq, a predicted model, not a curated record
CAAUUAUUUGUUAAUGAUCGAUACUAUCGGCUCACUAAAACUUCCCACACGCCCCUGGCAACCCUGCCCAGCUUUGGAAAACAAAUUUUUGCAAAAUCGUAAACAAAAACCUUUUGUGGAAAUGAAGCAGGAUUAGGACUGAGCCAGUACACCCGGUUGCGUCAUGACUGUCUGCGUGCUCUGCCUGGCCAGCUCCAAUGCCGGCUACGGCCUAGAGUCCGCUGAGGGCGUCCGUCUGAGCAUUAGGGCGACCAUCAACAAGCACUUUUCGUUUUCCGAGGUUCUUACGGCGGGCAAUGAUGCGGAGGUCUGUCGGGAGUGCUGGGACUGCGUUAGUAGCUUCGAGGAGUUCCACAAGCGAGUCUCCUGUCUGCAUCAGCAGCAGAGCAGCGAUUCCAAAAGCGAACCCAUCGAAUUUUGCGGUCAGACGGAGGAGGCCAUUAAUCCGCUUUAUUCUGUGGAGCUGGACGCAUUGGCGGAGGGCUUCUUUGCGCCCAGUGAGGUCAAAGUGGAGGCAAACGAACUGGAACCCCUGCCCAAGGUAGAACUUUGGGAAGACCCAGUUAAAACGGAAAUAAGAACAGCUCCGAAACGGUUGGGUGUCCCAAGCGAGGGCUCACCACAUUCGAAGCGGCGCAUUAAAAACGAACUGCCAGUGGACAGUGAUUCGGAUGCACCACUGGCGGAUUUUUUAAACUCGGAUACAAAGAGCAGUUCGAUAAGUUCCGCAAAGAACAGCGAGACGAGUAAGGGUCGCCAGCUACGAAGGAGUUCAAGAAGAGGACGGCCGCCCAAAGCUAAGCCGGAAUCCCCUACGUCCCCAAAGAAGGAACUGGACUCCGAUGAUGAGUUUGUGGCAGUCGACGCUUUCUUGGGCACGGAGGACAGCGCCAGUUCCUCCAGUGAGAGCAGUGAGGAGGAUUCCGACCGCAGCUUGCCGGACAUAGAGCCGGAGGAACGCUACGCCGAGAUUCCCAAGCGGGUGGUAGUUAAGCCCAAGAAGUACCAAAAACGGGAAAAGCCCCUGGUUCCACCCGUUCGCCUGAGCCGCGAGGAGAUUGAGCGGAGGAAGCUCCAGCAAAACGAGUACGAUGAGAUUAUCCUGCAGUUUUUCAAAAAGUUUCCGUGCGCCGUCUGCAAUCUGCUGGUGCAGAACUUUGCGGACAUGCGACGCCAUCAACGCGUUUCCCACAACAUCGACUCUGGCUUCAUCGAAUGCUGCGGGAGAAAGUUUCACCUACGCAAGGCUUUGGCGGAGCACGUGUUGGUCCACAAGAACCCAGAACACUUUAUGUGCUCCCAGUGCGGGCGCGUGUUUCAGGACUCCCGCUCCCUGGAGGUUCACGAGCAUACCCACACAAACCCGGAGGUCAAGGCGGAGGCGAAGGAGAAGCGGGUCUAUCAGUGCGAGAAGUGUCCCAAGAGCUUCACCACCAAGGCGGCCAUAGAGUAUCACGACGUUUCCAAGCAUGUCCCCAAAUCCGAGUUUAAAUACUCCUGUCCAGAGUGCAACAAGAAGAUUCCCACGGAACGCAAACUGAAAGAGCACUUGCGUUACAUGCACGACCCGGAAUCGGCCAUCAUCUGCGAUAAGUGUGGCAAGACUCUACGUUCACAAACGAAUCUCAAAAAGCAUCACGAGCUGGAACAUUCCGAGGAACCGCGACCCAAGCCCGAUCCCGUGCAGUGCGAGAUUUGCGGCACUUGGCUGCGCCAUCUGUCCGGACUUAAGCAGCACAUGAACACGGUGCACGAGCCGCCGGGCGGCGAGCAUCGCUGUCACAUCUGCAACAAGACAUCCACCAACUCCCGAGCCCUGAAGCGCCACAUCUACCACAACCACCUCUGUGAGCGGAAGUUCAAGUGCGGAAUGUGCGAAAAGGCAUUUAAGCGUCCACAGGAUCUGAGGGAGCACACAUCAACCCACACCGGCGAGGUGCUGUACACCUGUCCCAACUGCCCCAUGACGUUCUUUUCUAACGCCAACAUGUACAAGCACCGCCAGCGGCUCCACCGAGCAGAGUGGGAGGCGGAUCGGAAGAAGCCGCUGCCACCGAACAUCAUGAAGAUUUCGCAGGGUGCCACCACUGCGAUGAAGAAGCGCCAGGCCAGCGGCGCUCUGUUCCCACAGUCGGAACAGAAGCAAUAGCAUUUGUCCAUUUAC